GCAACGUUCCCACCCACCUCCUAGGUUUAUAAUCCUCUCCGUGGAGUAGCGCACCAACUUUGCCUGUUCGAGAAGGGUCAGAAAGUCUUUAUUUCGACAAAAUGAGGGAAAUUGUUCAUCUUCAAGCUGGCCAAUGCGGGAACCAGAUUGGAGCCAAGUUUUGGGAGGUGAUAAGCGACGAACACGGUAUUGACCCAACCGGGGUAUACCACGGGGACAGCGACCUUCAGUUGGACCGUAUCAACGUGUAUUACAACGAGGCSUCAGGUGGAAAGUAUGUCCCUCGUGCUGUUCUGGUGGACUUGGAGCCUGGCACUAUGGACUCCGUGAGGUCUGGUCCUUUUGGGCAGGUGUUUAGGCCUGACAACUUUGUUUUUGGUCAGAGCGGUGCUGGUAAUAACUGGGCUAAGGGCCACUACACUGAAGGAGCUGAGCUGGUGGACUCGGUGCUGGAUGUGGUGAGGAAGGAGGCGGAGAGCUGCGACUGCCUGCAGGGCUUCCAGCUCACCCACUCCCUGGGAGGAGGCACCGGCUCCGGCAUGGGCACGCUCCUCAUCAGCAAGAUCCGGGAGGAGUACCCGGACCGCAUCAUGAACACGUUCAGCGUGGUGCCGUCGCCCAAGGUGUCAGACACCGUGGUGGAGCCCUAYAACGCCACCCUGUCCGUCCACCAGCUGGUAGAGAACACCGAUGAGACCUACUGCAUUGACAACGAGGCGCUGUACGACAUCUGCUUCCGUACGUUGAAGCUGACCACGCCCACCUACGGCGAUCUGAACCACCUGGUGUCRGCCACAAUGAGCGGCGUCACCACCUGCCUGCGCUUCCCCGGCCAGCUGAACGCCGACCUGAGGAAGCUGGCCGUCAACAUGGUGCCGUUUCCCAGACUGCACUUCUUCAUGCCAGGCUUCGCCCCGCUGACGAGCCGAGGCAGCCAGCAGUACCGGGCCCUGACAGUCCCUGAACUCACCAUGCAGAUGUUCGACGCCAAGAACAUGAUGGCGGCGUGCGACCCACGCCACGGCCGCUACCUGACGGUGGCGGCCAUCUUCCGUGGCCGCAUGUCCAUGAAGGAGGUGGACGAGCAGAUGCUGAACGUUCAGAACAAGAACAGCAGCUACUUCGUGGAGUGGAUCCCCAACAACGUGAAGACGGCCGUCUGCGACAUCCCGCCACGCGGCCUCAAGAUGGCCGCCACCUUCAUCGGAAACAGCACGGCCAUCCAGGAGCUGUUCAAGCGCAUCUCAGAGCAGUUCACCGCCAUGUUCCGCCGCAAGGCUUUCCUGCACUGGUACACUGGUGAGGGCAUGGACGAGAUGGAGUUCACCGAGGCAGAGAGCAACAUGAACGACCUGGUGUCUGAAUACCAGCAGUACCAGGAGGCCACGGCAGAGGAGGAGGGAGAGUUUGAAGAGGAGGGAGAAGAAGACCUGGCCUAAGCAGCCACCAUGUUGUUUUUCCUCCUGAUCUGCAGUUACAAUCAGGAAGCAUUUAGGUCAAAACACUGAAGCUGUGCUAAACAGCAGCAGCUUUACUGCUUCUGAGAUUGAAGGAUUUUCUCAGGCUCAGCUUGAAUCAUGUUAAAUUUUACAUUAGAGCUAUUUCUGGAAUAUAUGUAUUUUAAAUGUGUAAAACYGACUCUUCUAGUGAUGUUAAAGUGUAACUAACCCCUGUUAGAAAGUAUCAAAGCAGGCAGAGCCAAAAGACUCAGCCAGGUGUAGGGCUGAGCGGUAAGCCUGUAAUAUUAACAUAUUUUGCUGAAYGAUAAAUUAUCCCAGAAGUUAUUGCGAUAAACAAUAAUAUUCUUGUUUUGAGACCAUUUUCAAGUAAUAUGAGAUUGRCAUAAUAAUGCUARAACACAUCCUCAAAUUUCAUUAAACUUUAGUUUCUAAAGAAUAUUUAACACUGGAACUGGAAGACAUUUUAAAUAYUUGAAAUGAAUAAAACAACCAGAACUUCAAAUAAAAURRAUGCUGAAGUUUCUGUAAACAAAAUUACCCUUUAAWAAAACAGGCUAGUUUACACCAAAGCACCAGACUGAAGAAUUUUGUAUAAAGAGACACGAGAAACACAAUCAUGUAAAUGGAAAUGAUUGAGCUUGUUUUAAUUUAUCAUGUGAUGAAUUGAUUUGUCGACAGGCUUGUUGAGCGGCGCUGUGGUCAGGAUGACAGAAACACKGUUGACUUAUCCAGUUUCUUGCCUAUUUAUUUUGUUUGUUCCUCUUCUGGUUUUUCCCUUCAGCCCCCAAUAUAGUGACAAAUGUAGGAGUUUUGUGUGUUUCACCACUCGACUGAAGGACCCGAGCACUGAGACCGUUUUACGUAGAAUAUCACAGAACUAAACAUAUUUACAUGAUUUAUUGAAAAAUGUAAAGAUAGAACCCUUUAUAGCCUAUUUAAACAAUUUAUUAAAACAAGAAUGUUCAUUUGGGGUUGGUUACACUUUAAACCUGUCCGUUGUCUCUGAGCUGAUUGGGUUUUGCUUUGCCAGAGAAGAACGGAUCCAUUAGACCCGACUCAUGUUCACUGUUCAUAGAACUUUCCUCCAAGCUGCUGGUUACUUCCUGUUACACAGACAUAGUUACUGAGGUUAGUCAUUUUCUCUGGAAAACAUAUUUAGGAUUAGUUCACUGAUUGCACUACAACACUGGAAAUGACUGACUGGUCUCUGUUACUUUUCUGCUUUUGUUCAUAGAUUUUGAAUAAACACUUUCAACUCGGUGCUGAA
Poecilia reticulata (guppy) is the source of this 2727-nucleotide messenger RNA. RefSeq names its product tubulin beta-1 chain-like. Gene Ontology annotation, cellular component: microtubule. Gene Ontology annotation, molecular function: GTP binding; structural constituent of cytoskeleton; GTPase activity. Lineage: Eukaryota; Metazoa; Chordata; Actinopteri; Cyprinodontiformes; Poeciliidae. Gene Ontology annotation, biological process: microtubule-based process. The record is from RefSeq and is a predicted model, not a curated record.